UACUGCAGUGACUUGACGCGAUCGUUUCUGAUUGGACGAUCGCUCUGCCGCUCUAACCGACCAAUCAGCGCACAGGUAAUAGCUAUAUAAGCCGGCCUCACUGUCAGAGCGUUCAGUUCUUUGGAAACCGAAACAACUGGAAACUUAAAUCAUGUCUGGACGCGGUAAAGUUGGCGGAGGAAAGGUGAGGUCUAAGGCCAAGACUCGCUCCUCCCGUGCCGGGCUGCAGUUCCCCGUCGGUCGUGUCCACAGGUUGUUGAGGAAGGGACAUUACGCUCAGCGUGUCGGUGCCGGCGCUCCGGUCUAUCUGGCGGCGGUGCUCGAGUACCUCACCGCUGAGAUCCUCGAGUUGGCCGGGAACGCCGCCCGGGACAACAAGAAGACCAGGAUCAUCCCCCGUCACCUGCAGCUCGCCGUCCGCAACGACGAGGAGCUCAACAAGCUGCUCGGCGGAGUCACCAUCGCUCAGGGCGGCGUGCUGCCCAACAUCCAGGCCGUGCUGCUGCCCAAGAAGACCGAGAAGGCCGUCAAGGCCAAGUAAACCACGACCCUCAACCCACUGCACAAAGGCUCUUUUAAGAGCCACCCACCUCUUCUCAGAGCUCAAGCCUUCCUACACAUCAACACUCAAGUCUCAAUUUCUGAUUACUAAUGUAACUGAGUUAACAACAUAACUUAAAUAGGAUAUUAACAUGGUGACAUCUGGUGGCUCAUCUUACUACAACACAUUGAAAGUUAUGAUGGCGUUGUACACUGCAAGUUUGUUGGUUUAAGAACACUAUCAAAUCUCAGUGCUCCAUGUGACCUCAUGUUUUUAUCACACUAACAUGUCUGUCACAUGUAAACAUGCAUCAUAGAUUCCCUCUGCUCAGAGUAACCUGGUUACAAAUGCAUAAAUCCAGGCCUUACACUGUCACAUAUUACAGACUGUUGCUGGUGGUUCACUUGAGCAGUCUAUGUAUAAAGUAUACCUCUUAUAUUAAUUACACAUCAAUAAGACAGUCCCAGUAUAUUAACAAGGGCCAGUUGAAGGUGUGGCUUCGAUCUAAUCAGAUUUGUGAUCAUAACUCACCGUAAUCAGUAUGCGAUCACAUCAUGGGCUUUUGUGAAACUUUUAGUA
Messenger RNA from Larimichthys crocea (large yellow croaker), 1120 nucleotides. Its product is annotated as histone H2A. Gene Ontology annotation, cellular component: nucleosome. The record is from RefSeq and is a predicted model, not a curated record. Gene Ontology annotation, molecular function: protein heterodimerization activity; structural constituent of chromatin; DNA binding. The coding region runs from base 152 to 541 and encodes 129 amino acids. The transcript has a single exon. Lineage: Eukaryota; Metazoa; Chordata; Actinopteri; Sciaenidae.